AUCCAGAGUAUCAAAAUAUUAUUUUGCUCAGUGUGCGGCAAGGGUAUGUUUUUGAGGUUUUAUUUCCUCGUGACGAAAAACACUGCUGUGUUAUGAUUACCUUGAAGCAUAAACGGAAUUAACGAACGUUGGAAGCUCUGUACGAUUUGCAGUGCGUUAAGCGGGACUUGAGGGUGCCUGCAAAUAAGUGAAGGAAAAUGGACUCUGUUAAGAUUCCAUUUCUAUUGCUGAUGCUUUUAUUAGCUAAAUGUGACUCAUGUCCUGGUCGAUGCCAGUGCUGCCUGAAUGACAUAUGCGGGGAUUACUUUGGCUAUAACCAGGCGUGUAAGGAUGGCUGCAAAAAUGGAUAUUAUCAGCCCCGCUGCAUGUGGCUAUGCUCAGAACACUGUCAGUAUUGUGGCCAAAUGGACGGUGUGUGUCUAAUAUGUCAGCCAGGAUUUUACGCACCAUCUGACGAGUGUUCAAAUGCCUGUGAAUACAGAAACUGCGCGUGUGCUCAAACCGAUUGUGAUUAUUGCCUUGAUGGAUUUUACGAUGUAAGCCAACAUUGCAAUUCGGCUUGUUCAAAAGGAUGCAUUGAGGAAAAAUGCAAUGAUAAUGGCUCAUGCGACUGUGUGGAAUAUUUUAAAGGAAAUACAUGUGACAUGUGUGUACUAGGGAAAUACGGAGAACUUUGCAAUAAUGAUUGUAUCAACGAUAAUUGUGGAUGCACAAAUUCAACCAAUUGUAUUUCCUGUAAGGCCGGUUACUUCUCUUCUCUUUGUUCAAAAUCGUGUUCCGUAGGUUGUAAGAAUAUUUGUAACAAUGAAGGUCACUGUUCAUGCCAUUCGCAAUUUACCGGAAGCAACUGUGAAAACUGCAAACCUGGAUAUUACGGCGACAACUGCACCACUCCAUGUACAAAUGGUUGCAUCAAUGGAACGUGCAAUAGAGAUGGAACUUGCGACUGUUUAUCCAAUUUCACCGGUGCAAGGUGCGAAACCUGUGUUGUAGGACAUUAUGGUGAUUCCUGUGAUAAACCAUGCGGGCUAGGUUGUACAGGAAACAUCUGUAACAAAGACGAUGGCACAUGCAUUUGUGAAUACAACUACAAAGGUGCAAUAUGUGAUAUUUGUAACGACGGCUAUUUUGGAAUUUAUUGCAACUCAUUUUGUCCGGAUCGUUGCUAUAAAUGCUCUUCAAUUGAAAACUGUUUAGCGUGUAAAGAAGGUUUUUUUGGUUUAGACUGCACACACCAAUGCUCGGCUAAUUGCUUAGGAUCACAUUGCGAUAAAUGCUGUGGCCUCUGUACAGAUGGUUGUAUGGAUGGAUUUACAGCCGCCGCUUGCAAUGACAAAUGUGAUAGCAUUUGUAAAGCAUGUUCUCAGACUAAUUCUACACACUGUUUAUCAUGUUUCGGUGGAUAUAGCGGACCUUCUUGUAAAUGUCUACCAAACUGUCAAUGUGAAUUAAACAGUGAAGCAUGCAAUGGGUGUACUAAUGGUUUCGAAAUCGAAAGCAAAUACUGCAAAUGUAACAAAAAAUACUGUGUUGACUACUUGAACUGCCCAUCAUGCCUCAAUGACUCGUUUUAUACAUAUAAUGGUACAUGCUGUGAGUGUAGCACAAAUUGCAGAAAUGGACAGUGCGUUUCAGAAGACCAGUGCUUAAAUGGUUGUGAGGACGGAUAUACCGGUGCAGACUGUGCAGAUUUAUGUAUAGAUUACGAUGUAAAUUGUAUAAAAUGUGGUCAGGUUGAGCGGUACUGUGUUAUUUGUGAAAGCGGGUUCUCACCAAACACAGAAAGUGUAUGUGCAAGACAAUGCAGUGAUACAUGUUUUAACAAAGAAUGUGAUGCUAAAACAGGCCAGUGUCUUCAAGGUUGCAAUGAGCGGUACUGGGGUCAUAACUGCAACAAUUCAUGUCAUCCUUCUUGCAUAUCCUGUCUGCAGGAGAAUGGAACAUGUACACGGUGUGCAAACAACUCUUUAAUAAGCUUUGGGGAUCACUGUGCAACACAAUGUAGUGAAACCUGUGUCAACAAAUUAUGUAAUGAUACAACAGGCCAGUGUCUCCAAGGUUGUAUUCGCAACUUUUACGCCGAUAAAUGCGAUUUAGAGUGUCCCUCGACAUGCGCAUCUGAACCCAACAAAACAAGAUGUGACAACUACGGUCGAUGUCUACAUGGCUGCAGGGAAGGUUACAAAGGGAUCACCUGUGCGAGUGCAACAUCGACGCCUAAAUCCGAUGCAUCAGUUGGAAAGUUAAUCGGGGGAACUGUUGGUGGGGCAAUUACAAUUGUAUCUGUGGUCAUUGUCAUCGUUGUGUUUCUGUACAUGAAAAGGAGAAAACUUCAUAAGAAACCGUCUGAAAGUGGAAACCAACGUGCAUUCCGUAAUCCUAAUCCAUUUACCAUAGAAGAUCAAGAAAUGCACUAUCAACAAUUGAGCAACCGACAUAAUACAACGGCAGGCGCACAACAAUUGAGCGUACGACAUAAUACGACGGCAGGAGUACAAGAUGAAGCGUACACUGAACUGCAAACAAACAACAUGGACUACGAGCUUUUGGAUAUUUAAAUGAGACAAUGUUUUCUUUAGCUAAUUUUCUUAGUUCAAUAUCAUUUUUGGAUUAUUUGAUCAAUUUCGUUUUAUCGUAUAUAAUAUAAGUAUUUACAAUCUUAAUGACAUUAACUUAGAAUUAACUAAUGAUAAACUGGCGUUAUGAAA
Mya arenaria is the source of this 2708-nucleotide messenger RNA. RefSeq names its product multiple epidermal growth factor-like domains protein 10. The transcript is spliced from 7 exons. Gene Ontology annotation, molecular function: scavenger receptor activity. Bases 198 to 2558 code for a protein of 786 amino acids. The record is from RefSeq and is a predicted model, not a curated record. Lineage: Eukaryota; Metazoa; Mollusca; Bivalvia; Myida; Myidae.